GGAGUGGUGUUGACUAUGUCAGUUCAUGCAGAGAUUUCGUCGUCCAUGCUGAGAACGUUGUGCCGCUCUGACAGAAUGAAUAGCUCAAAUCCUGGGCGCCAGUGUCAAUAUUGAAUGGAUAGUAAAGCAGCGAGGACGACACACGCUCGCCAUCCCAAAUCAAUAGGUUAGCCAACUCUGAAUUUUGCGCUUUGCAGUUCGCAUGUUAGGCGCCAUUACAGACAGACCAAGGAACGAGGAAAGGGAACGAGCAUGCUGCUGUUGAUAGUCAGCGAAGCAGUAAUACGAGGAAGAGGGGAAAACAGAACCAUUUCCUGUGCCUGUUCCCACUAUUUCCCUUCUUCGACGUCUGGAGAGAUAAAGGUCCUGGAAAGAGAGGCGCAACGACGAAAAGAGGAGCGCCCUUAUGUGGAGGGCUGCAUGGACGUUGAGGGCGAGGAAGGAAAGAGGCUGUGACUCGGAAUGUG
Messenger RNA from Guyanagaster necrorhizus, 467 nucleotides. RefSeq lists its product as uncharacterized. The transcript has a single exon. NCBI's taxonomy places the organism in Eukaryota, Fungi, Basidiomycota, Agaricomycetes, Agaricales, Physalacriaceae. The record is from RefSeq and is a predicted model, not a curated record. Bases 253 to 456 code for a protein of 67 amino acids.